This is a messenger RNA of Aureobasidium melanogenum CBS 110374, 246 nucleotides long. RefSeq lists its product as uncharacterized. Lineage: Eukaryota; Fungi; Ascomycota; Dothideomycetes; Dothideales; Saccotheciaceae. The coding region runs from base 1 to 246 and encodes 81 amino acids. The transcript has a single exon. The record is from RefSeq and is a predicted model, not a curated record.
AUGUGCAUCCAAGUCGUGGAGCGCUACGCAGUCUGCCGCUGUCUCUACCACAGACACUCUCUCGAUCCCUGUGCUUCCUAUGGCUCUCGAAGUCACGGCGUUACCGAAAGAGUGGUGCUCGUGGGAUACAAGUGCCCAACGCACUCUACCUCUCAAAGAUCGACCCCUCAACAACACAACCGAAGUUCGCAGGCUCGGAGCACCAAGCUGCCAAAACUCUCUAGACACCUCCAGUAUCGAUUCUAG